Messenger RNA from Aspergillus pseudotamarii, 485 nucleotides. RefSeq lists its product as uncharacterized. Bases 73 to 279 code for a protein of 68 amino acids. The record is from RefSeq and is a predicted model, not a curated record. The transcript has a single exon. Lineage: Eukaryota; Fungi; Ascomycota; Eurotiomycetes; Eurotiales; Aspergillaceae.
ACAAGCCCUGUCGCCCUGCAAUAAGCUAACUAAAAAGUUUGUAGCUUAUACGCAGCAAUUUUCGACAUUUCAAUGUUCUUCUUCACUGUUAACAUUUUGGUAACCCCAGGCAAAGCUUCUGUAUUGGCACGUGAUAUACCUGCGGGUGUCUCAGAAGGUGCGGAGUACAUACACGAUCAAACCACGACUCAUUUUACCCUUGAACCCAAAAAUUGCUUUAUACUACCACCAAAAGAAUCACAAUAUAUUGACUUUAAUUUUCACGCACCAAUUGUCUAGGCGUUUUAAGUUCCAUAGUACGAGAUAAGUGAAGCCUACUAGGUUGCCGCUCGUACAUAUUUCUUCAACGAGCUUUCAUAAUGCGGCCAAGCAAAAACCAAUUGAGAAGGGCAAGGAAAAAGGCCUUGAAAUCGCAGGUCCGUUUAUCCUAGCGUAAUCAUCAAGAGUAGACUGACUUUUUCUAGGCUACCGAAGCGACACUCGAU